UUCGGCUCGGCCUUCAACAAACGCCGCCGAGGGAGCGACCGACCCCACAAAUGCCCGGAGUGCGGGAAGUGUUUUCGGCUCAGCUCCACCCUCAUCACCCACCAACGCCGGCACGCUGGCGAGAAGCCCUACAAGUGCCCCGACUGCGGCAAGACCUUCAGCGUGGGUUCGGCCUUCAUCCAACAUCAACGGGUGCACGCCGGCGCCGGUGCCAGCGCGGCGCCUUGCCAGUGCAGCGUCUGCGGGAAGAGUUUCCCGGCCAGCGCCAGUUUGGUGAAACACCAAAAAUUACACCUGGAGGAGAAACCCUACAAGUGCGGGGAUUGCGGGAAAGGGUUCAACUGGAAUUCGCACCUGGAGCGGCAUCGCCGGAUCCACACCGGCGAAAAGCCCUAUGCUUGCCCGGAGUGCGGCAAGAGCUUCAGCUGGAGCUCCCACCUUGACCGGCAUCGCCGUACCCACGCCGGCGCCG
This is a messenger RNA of Egretta garzetta (little egret), 472 nucleotides long. RefSeq names its product zinc finger protein 3-like. Gene Ontology annotation, cellular component: nucleus. The record is from RefSeq and is a predicted model, not a curated record. The transcript has a single exon. Lineage: Eukaryota; Metazoa; Chordata; Aves; Pelecaniformes; Ardeidae. The annotation marks the transcript as partial.